Anopheles marshallii is the source of this 744-nucleotide messenger RNA. RefSeq lists its product as uncharacterized. NCBI's taxonomy places the organism in Eukaryota, Metazoa, Arthropoda, Insecta, Diptera, Culicidae. The record is from RefSeq and is a predicted model, not a curated record. The coding region runs from base 1 to 744 and encodes 247 amino acids. The transcript has 3 exons.
AUGGCGUUCCGAUAUUUGGUGAUCGUUGCGAGCGUAAUGCUGGCGUUGGGACUGGCAGUGGCCAACCCGGCCAACAAGCCAGCCUUCUGGAAGGGUACUCCGAUGGACGGCAUGGUGGAAGAGAUGCGAUCACUCUGCAGCACCGAGAACGAUUCCGUCGCCUGCACAAAGUUCAAGAUCAUGAACUUCCUCGAUACGGUGUUCAAGAAGGACAGCUACCAGAUCUCCGAUGACGUUGAGGUGCGCAGCAAUGGAGCCCUUGCGAGUGAGGGUCGCGGACCGUCCGGUGUGCUGGAGCAGGUCGAGCACUACCUGCGCAGCCACGACGUCACCUUCAAGAUGCCGAUUGCCGGUGCACGGGUCACCGUGUCCCCGCGCAACCUCGAACAGGACGAGCUGAGCGUGACGUUCAACUUCCCGGCGGGCAGUGGCCGCGGGAUCGAGGCACGCAAAUCGAAGCUGAAGAAGAUCGUCAUCCCGAUCAUGGUGUUCAUCCUGCUGAAGGCCAUGACCCUCAUCCCGAUGGCACUCGGUGUGCUUGGGCUGAAGGCGUGGAACUCGCUCCAGCUGUCGUUCUUCUCGUUCGUUGUGUCGGUCGGACUCGCUAUCUUCCAGCUUUGCAAAAAGCUGGCCGCCGAUAGCCAUCAUCCGCAUAUUGCCGCCCAUGGACCGUGGGAUGCGGGCCGAUCCUUCGUUCAACCCAUCUACGAUGGUCAGGAUAUUGCGUACAGUGCCCACGCAUAG